Molecule: messenger RNA, 844 nt
Organism: Strongylocentrotus purpuratus (purple sea urchin)
Lineage: Eukaryota; Metazoa; Echinodermata; Echinoidea; Camarodonta; Strongylocentrotidae
Product: calpain small subunit 1
Exons: 10
Coding region: 147-695 (182 amino acids)
Molecular function (GO): calcium ion binding
Source: RefSeq, a predicted model, not a curated record
ACCAACACCUUCGAUGCGUGCAGAACGUUCCAGGUAUACCACCGGCCAACUACAGCGAAAUUUCCUUUCGAGCUUUGUAUCUAGCCAGGAAAAGCGUGACUUCUAAUCAUAUUCUUUAAGAAAAUUCUAUUAACGGAAAAUCCACCAUGUCUCACAGGCAGCGGAGAGGAGAAGAAAAGGAAGAUGUUGACAUGAUUCGGUUCAGAAAAACCUUCGAAGAACUGUCCGGACAGGACAUGGAGGUUGAUGCUUGGGAACUUCGGGACAUUCUAAAUUCAUCCCUUCGUCAAGAUUUACGCCGUGAUCGUUUUAGUGAGGACUCUUGCAAAAGUAUGGUGGCUCUCAGCGAUGAGGAUCGUACUGGCAAGCUUAGCUUUGAUGAGUUCAGGGAGCUGUGGGACCACAUCUGUGAAUGGAAGGAAUUAUUCAAGAAGGCAGACACUGAUAACUCUGGAAUGAUCAGUACCAACGAGAUGAGGGUGUCUUUAACCUCACUUGGCUUUAAGCUGAAGAAUGACACAUUUCGAGCCCUUGGUCUGCUGUAUGGAAACAAGGAGGGUAACUUGUCAUUUGCCAGCUUCAUACAUGUCGCUAUCAGAGUCAAGUUUAUGUACACUACCUUCGAAUCAAAGAGCCGCGGUGACAAGGCCAGAUUCAAUUUGGAAGAACUGCUGAUGGUAUACUUCUACUCUUAAUUUUCCCGGUGCCAUCGUGGUUCAUGAGAAGCAGUCAGUCAAGUUUUAACAAUUCAAUGUUUACAACCACAAAAUCAUCUUUCAUUUUCAAUUUUAUUAUGCAUUUGAUAUGCCUACAGUGAUGGUAAAUAUCACAUGAAUAUAAGAAA